AUGGGUGGACUUUCUGGUUAUCACAUCAUGAUAGUUUCGAAGUACCUCGAGACUAUCAACGACUUUAUUAACUUGGAGUUAGUGUGCAAGAAGUUUAGAGGCAAUAUGGAGAAGUUCCACUUCAACCCGAUUCCGUUAAAUUCAAAAACAUUUGGAUACUUCCCAAACAUCGAGACACUUCACUUGUGGGAUGUAGAAGAUGAGAAUUUUGGCAAUGGAUUUAUUUCGAUCAACACCGAAGAAAAAGUAGAGUGUGAAAAUAAAGGUGUUUUGAAGAGAGAAUUCUAUCGAAUCAUUGUGUGGUUUUAUGUUGGCUUUGAAAUUGUUGACAGAAACAAAAGUCGAAACAUCGAGUUUAAGGAUGUUACUUACACUAAAAAUGAUAGAAAGAAAUUUGGUAAUAACAUACCAUCUAGUGUAAAAUCAAUUGGUGAUUGGAUGUUGUUGUUUAAGCAGUAUUACAAUACCAUCGAGUGUUAUAUCGAUUGGUGUUGUCGUUUGAGUAGUGUUACAAUACCAUCAAGUGUAAAAUCAAUUUGUGAUCAUUGUUUCAAUAGAUGCAGUAGUUUGAGUAGUGUUACAAUACCAUCGAGUGUAACAUCGAUUGGUGAUAGUUGUUUCCAAGGAUGUUGUUGUUUAAGCAGUAUUACAAUACCAUCAAGUGUUAUAUCAAUUGGUAGUAAUUGUUUCCCAUCAAAUACAGUAGUUCAUCAAAAUUAA
Messenger RNA from Entamoeba invadens IP1, 720 nucleotides. RefSeq lists its product as hypothetical. The coding region runs from base 1 to 720 and encodes 239 amino acids. The record is from RefSeq and is a predicted model, not a curated record. The transcript has 3 exons. NCBI's taxonomy places the organism in Eukaryota, Evosea, Mastigamoebida, Endamoebidae.